Arabidopsis thaliana (thale cress) is the source of this 859-nucleotide messenger RNA. Its product is annotated as zinc finger CCCH domain protein. The transcript is spliced from 2 exons. The record is from RefSeq and is marked reviewed. Bases 146 to 364 code for a protein of 72 amino acids. Lineage: Eukaryota; Viridiplantae; Streptophyta; Magnoliopsida; Brassicales; Brassicaceae.
GACGAAACGAGGAAAAGGAAACUUAUGAUGGGACAAUCAAUACGCUGUCGUUUAAAAAACAAUAAUUAUCACGAAACCUAUGAAGAAAAACAGAUCAAAAUAGAGAAAUAUUGAAAUUCGUGCGUUGAGAGAAAAACGUUGAACGAUGGGAGCCGGUAAUGGAGAAACGCCAAAACCUACACAGAUUUCAAUUUCUAAAGAUCAAUUCCUCGCUUGGAAACGCCAAAAGGAUGCUGAGUUAUUAGCCAAACAAGCUGAAGCAGCAAGGAAACGACAAGAGGACAUAGCUUCAGGUCGUGUUCCAAUGAAUGGUCGUGAGCUUUUCUUGCAUGAGCCUUGGGUUUUCGACGAUACUCAUCAUUGAUUCUGGUCUAUUCACUACUUCUUCAUAGGUAACAGAGAUCAUUCGACUCUCAUUAGUACUGCUACUUGCAUCUGAGUUUAUGAAUUGGGACAAUGGAUCUGCAGAUUGUGUGUGAUCUGAUGAAACCAUUGUUGUGUUUUUUUGUUUCAUCUCAAGAAACUAGCUAAAGAGAUCUGUUACUGCAUUAUCUAUUGAUGUUGUCUAUUUAUGUGUGUUUCAGGUGAUUUAAGACAUUUCCUCGAUGAUUUGUGAUCCAACUCUGUUUCUCUUUUGUUGUUGUACUCUCAUGUUCCCACUUUUGUCUCAAGUGUUAAAUCAGAAAUUUAGUCCUCAGUAAUUGUGACUUAAUCGUUGGCUCUGAUUAUUUGGAAAUUUGGUGGUUGAAUGUUACAUCCCUCAAUGUUUGAUAUAUAUUCAAAGGCAAACAAAAGUCGAGACAUUAACUGAAAUUGUGUUAAUGGGACAUUUUUAGUGAAGAUAGUUCAUAGAGUCGAC